UGUUGGUUUGGCUGUUUUGGUUUUUUACAAAUUUGUUGUCUUCGCUUCCAACUUAUAUAAACAAAUUAAUUGUUGUCUUCUUGAAUCAAAAAAUGCUUAACGAAAACAAAGGCGCGUGAUAAGUGAGUGACUGCAGGAAAAAAAACUUAAAGUUCCUGCGGAACUAAGUUCAUCUGGACUGCACCUGCGCAGGCGUGUGAAAUGUUCAUCACUUCCUCUGGGCUUUUUCAAUCUUAGCUUUCGAACUAUCAGGGAUCGGGUGGGAAAUGUUGGCUCCCCUGGGCUUCAGCUGUCCGCGCUGUCUGCUUUUAAGGCGCGGAGCCGAGCGAUGGGCUUCCUUGGCCCGACAAUUGUCUGGCAACAGCUCCCAGGGUACCACCAACAGGGGUUCCCGUUCCCCCGACAAGGACACCUCCACCAAGGAUGGCGGCAAGGACUCCGCUUCACAUAGCAGAACGAACGCCAAGGAGACAUCGGCCAGAGAUAGAAACUCCAAGGGACGGAAGAGACUUAGGGAAAUCGAGAUACCUCCCGAACCCACCACCUGCUGCAUGUCCGGAUGUGCCAACUGCGUUUGGCUGGAUUACGCCCAGACUCUGGCUAAGCUUUUGGGCGACAACGAUGAGGAGGCUCGCCAGAUUGUCCUGAGCAAGAUCACCGACCCGAACCUGAAGAUGUUCCUCAGCCUGGAGCUUCGCCAGAUGGCUCGGCAGCGGGAGGAAAAGGCAGCGGCGGAGAAAGCAGCCAAGGGGAAGCCAAAGACACCGCCCUCAAAGUAGUACAAACGCGUUCUCCCUAUUAUCUAAAUUUCUAGUUAGGACCAAAUUUGUAGUAGCUCAAAUUUAAUCUUGUACUUAGUGACUAAGAACUGAAAAACCUCACAAUAAAUGUCUAAGAGUUCA
Messenger RNA from Drosophila elegans, 902 nucleotides. Its product is annotated as oxidoreductase-like domain-containing protein 1. Lineage: Eukaryota; Metazoa; Arthropoda; Insecta; Diptera; Drosophilidae. Gene Ontology annotation, cellular component: mitochondrion. The transcript is spliced from 3 exons. The record is from RefSeq and is a predicted model, not a curated record. The coding region runs from base 267 to 779 and encodes 170 amino acids.